Molecule: messenger RNA, 1860 nt
Organism: Salvelinus sp. IW2-2015
Lineage: Eukaryota; Metazoa; Chordata; Actinopteri; Salmoniformes; Salmonidae
Source: RefSeq, a predicted model, not a curated record
UCAUGCAUGUUUUUUUCUUGGGGUAACUGGGAUGUCCUCUUCCUGCUGAAGAUAAUCGAAAGCAAGAAUAGGACCAAAUGGGAAAGGGCAUUUACAUCUCUUUCUAGUCACAGACCCGGGUGAAAUCCAACAUAUUUACAGCAUUUUAACUGUGGUCCUGCUACAUUCCGCUCGUUGUUUACAAGCUAUCUUCAAUAGUAGAUGUCAGUAGGCGGUGGAAAUGGAGCGCGGAGACGUUUCGUCCACUAACGCAGACUGGAUGUCUCAACUGCCAGAGGAACUGUGGGGUACACCGCUUUGGGACCUGGCGAUACCCGGGAGUCAUGACAGCAUGAGUUACUGCCUGGAUACACACUCUCCUGUCUUGGGUUCUGAGUCYGUCAUGCUGCAGUUUCUGGAUCGACUGGCACCCUGCAUUGUACGCCCCUGUGUCUACCGCUGGGCCACCACACAGGCGUGGUGUAUUCCUGAUCAGUUGGAUGCUGGAAUCCGGUUCUUCGAUCUACGGAUCGCCCAUAAAAACAUCAAAAAUACACACAACACACAAGACUUGCUAAAAACACACAACACAGAUGACACGCUGUACUUCGCACACGCGAUCUAUACACUACAGACUGUAAAGGUACGGUAUAGAGGCCCUGUCAACCAUGCUGUGUGGUUGAAGCAGCACCAGAAGGAGGUAGUGAUCCUGUCCUGUUCCCACUUCUACCUGCUGACUGACUCUGAGCACCAGGCCCUGGUCUGCUACAUCACUCAGCUGUUUAAAGACAAACUCUGCCCCCCACAGGAGACUCCCUAUCUGAGCCAGUGCUGGGAUCUGGGGCAGCAGGUCAUCAUUUCGUACGACGAUGAGACGAUUCUUCACCAACACAAGGAACUGUGGUCUAAGAUCCCUUACUGGUACGCUGACUCGGCAGACCCCAAAGAGGUCAUUUCUUACCUGGAGGAGCGGCAGAAGGCCCAAGGAAGAGCAGCUCAUUUCUUCACCUCGGGGCUGAACCUGACUGAGGAUACUACUGUGGUGGUCUGCAACCCCUGUCUGACGAUGAGGAAGUUAACGAUGAAGAGUUUCUCCCUGCUGCUGGACUGGGUGGAGAAGCAGACUCCUGGACCGGACCAGACUGCUGUCAACAUCAUCUGUGGAGACUUUGUGGGUCUGAACCACUUUGCCUCUGUGGUUAUCGGGCUCAAUAAGAAACUACUGAAGACAGAGAGCCACAGAUGACUCACAAGGGACGGAGUGAGAAAGAGACCGACAGAUUAACAUGCACAGAAUCCCAAAUGGCUUCUAGCUCCUUCUCCCUAUGCAGUUGUGGAGAUCUGAGAGGUUUGGUUAGGUGUAAUCAACAUGGUACUCUGAUACACUAGAUCAGGGGUGUCAAACUCAUUCCAUGGAGGGCCUACUGUCUGUGGGUUUUUUGGUUUUUCCUUUCAUUUACACCUAGACAACCAGGUGAGGGGAGUUCCUUACUAAUUAGUGACCUUAUUUCAUCAAUCAUGUACAAGGGAGGAUCGAAAACACGCAGACACUCAGUCCUCUGUGGAAUGAGUUUGAUACGUGCACUACUAGAUCAUAUGAAUGAGUUUGACACGUGCACUACUAGAUCAUAUGAAUGAGUUUGACACGUGCACUGCUAGAUCAUAUGAACGAGUUCCCAUGUUUCCCUACGUCUACCUAGAGCACAGGGUGUCAGGUUUACUGUGUUGUUAAUGAGUGUGAUGGAUACAAUCAGAGGUUUUUACAUUCUAAAGUGAUGCCAAAGGAAAAGUUCCAUCAGAUGGACAAUAUAAUUUAUUUUCUAUUCUAUAUGCAAAUACACUACAUGCAGGGGCAAAUACAUAAAUGUCUAUUGAACUUUU